AUGUACAUCACCCUGUACUACAUAGUCACCCGGCUCCCUGACUCUCUUCGUGUAGUCAGGGACCACUUUCUCUCAGUUUGCCCCACCACUCUCACCGUUGACCUCCUCGAGAAGGCCCUCCUAGCGGCAGAGAAGAGCAUAGUCGCUGUAGGAGCCUCUCGUGGUGACCCUCGCACCCCCGUCUUUGAGGGGUGUUCUCCCUCCCCCCUCUUGCCCUCUGUUGCCUCUGCUGCUGCGGCCGACCUUGUUGGUUUCGAGUCGGUCGGCGCUGCAUCUGCCCCGAGCGGGAGACGCCGCACCGGCAAGGGCAAGGGGGGCAAGGGCACUGGAGGGGGUGGAGGGGGUGGUGGAGGUGGUGGUGGAGGCGGUGGAGGGAGUGGGGGUGGUGGUGGGAGUGGUGCCGGGGGUGGCGGCGGCGGCAGCAGUGGAGGCGGCGGAGGCGGUGGUGGUGGCGGAGGGAGCGGAGGAGGCGGAGGUGGCGGAGGAGGUGGAGGUGGAGGAGGCGGCGGAGGCAGCGGUGGCGGCGGCGGCGGUGCUGGUUAG
This is a messenger RNA of Closterium sp. NIES-65, 543 nucleotides long. The record is from the annotation of a GenBank genome assembly. Lineage: Eukaryota; Viridiplantae; Streptophyta; Zygnematophyceae; Desmidiales; Closteriaceae.